ACGAUGAGCACCUUCUUCACCUCCUCACACAAGAGUCCACCCCUAAAGUAGUAACAUAACUAUCUAGCUGAUUAGUUGCUCGACCAUGACGGUCAAUACACUCUUGUUGGUGGAUGUGCAACGUGACUUUCACCCCGGUGGGAGUUUGGCCAUUCCUACUGCAAACGAAGAUGCCGAACGCAUAGCGUCGUUGAUUCGUACCCAUUCCACCAACAUUCAUCGGAUCGUGGCGACGCUGGAUUCGCAUCACAAAUUGCACAUUGCCCAUCCUCAGUUUUGGACCAACGAUGCCGACGAGUGUCCUUCUCCUUUUACCAUUAUUCCCGCGGCAGACAUUGAGAGUGGCAAGUGGAAACCCCGUCCCACGGUGAAAUUGCCCAUGGACCAAUUGUUUGACAAGACCAUUUUUGACAAACCAGAAUCGGUCCUGACGGAAGAUGGCACUCAAAUUGACGUCACCAAGUACUGUUUGGAAUACGCGCGUCGAUUGGAAGCCGGAGGUCGGUUCCAAAUUUGCAUAUGGCCCGAACACUGUCUCAUUGGCACGGAAGGACAUGCCAUGGUCCCGUCGGUCCGUCAAGCACUCGAUGAGUGGAGUGUCCAAACAGGCGGCAGCGUGGAAUUUGUCAUGAAGGGACAAAAUCUACUCACCGAAAUGUACUCGGCAUUGGCAGCCGAUGUCCCCGUGUCGCCCGAGACGGCCUUUAACGAAAAACUUCAGGCGUCUCUACUGCAAAAAUCCGACAAAUUGCUCGUCUGUGGACAAGCCAUGAGUCACUGCGUCAAUUACACCGUCCGCGAUAUUGUCCAACACGGAGCCAAACAAGACGCCGCCAAAAUUGUGCUAUUGACGGAUUGUGCUUCGGCCGUGCCUGGAUUUGAAGCGGCGGCGGAAACAUUUCAAACCGACAUGAAAAAUGCGGGAGUGGUCUUGCUGGAAUCCACCAGAGUUGCGGAUGUCUUGUCGGCCUAGACAAUCUAGAUUACGGUACUAGCCUGGCUAGCUGGCUAGUCAUGAGAUGAAGGAUUACUAGAAAGAGAAAACAACUCUAGUAGUUUUGCGGAGAAUGUUGUGUUUCGAACCAAAACAACCGAGAUGCUCUCUUUUCUGAUCACCUCAUAACUCUCCUGGCUAAGCUAGCUAGACAUAUUCUUGAGAAGUUUUCAUGUUUCUUCCUGAGUCGAAAGCAACAGCUUCGUCCUUUGCAGCUACCACCUGGUACCCUAAACAGCCAUUUAUCGCG
Messenger RNA from Seminavis robusta, 1244 nucleotides. The record is from the annotation of a GenBank genome assembly. Lineage: Eukaryota; Bacillariophyta; Bacillariophyceae; Naviculales; Naviculaceae.